AUGGCAGGGCACGGCAGACAGACAUCAAGCAAGAAGUGUGUGGCUGGGAUGGGUUCUCCGUUGCCCAGUGGCUUCAUCUGGCGGAACCAGUGGAACCCUGCCUUCUGCAGUUUGGCCAAUUUUGGGACCUUGGAUCAGAUUUACACAUGCUUAAGAGGAAAACUGAUUUAUUUCUUGGGAGACUCAACAGUGCGGCAAUGGCUGGAGCAUCUCACAAACACAGUGAGCACCCUAAAAUAUUUUGACACCCAUGGAACUGGGAAGCUUCGGAAUUUGCUUGCCGUGGACAUGGCUAGGAACAUUCAGGUCAGCUGGAAGAAACACGGCCACCCCAUCAUCACUGCUCAUGAUUAUUCAGUCAAAGAUCACAGCUACGUUGCUUGGGAGAUUGACAGCGUGGCAGGAGACAACGACACAGUGAUUGUCGUUUCCCUGGGCCAGCAUUUCCGCCCAUUUCCCAUCGAGCUCUUCAUCCGAAGGGCAAUUAAUGUGCGGGAAGCCAUCCAGCGCCUCCUCUGGAGAAGCCCAGGUACAACGGUCAUCAUCAAAGCAGAGAACCUCCGGGAGAUGCAUACAGAUCCAGAACGGUUCAGUAACUUCCAUGGCUAUGCCCAGUAUCUUGCCGCAAAAGACAUUUUCCAGGAUCUCAAAAUUGGCAUUGUUGAUGCCUGGGACAUGGCUAUUGCUUAUGAGACCAUGGAUGUUCAUCCACCAUCUUAUGUGGUAGGGAAUCAAAUUAAUAUGUUCUUAACUUAUGUCUGUUAA
This is a messenger RNA of Candoia aspera, 765 nucleotides long. RefSeq names its product NXPE family member 4-like. The record is from RefSeq and is a predicted model, not a curated record. Lineage: Eukaryota; Metazoa; Chordata; Lepidosauria; Squamata; Candoiidae. Bases 1 to 765 code for a protein of 254 amino acids. The transcript has 3 exons.